This is a messenger RNA of Suncus etruscus (white-toothed pygmy shrew), 792 nucleotides long. RefSeq names its product chymotrypsinogen B-like. NCBI's taxonomy places the organism in Eukaryota, Metazoa, Chordata, Mammalia, Eulipotyphla, Soricidae. The transcript has 7 exons. The record is from RefSeq and is a predicted model, not a curated record. Gene Ontology annotation, biological process: proteolysis. Gene Ontology annotation, molecular function: serine-type endopeptidase activity. Bases 1 to 792 code for a protein of 263 amino acids.
AUGGCCUUUCUGUGGCUCGUCUCCUGCCUCGCCCUCCUGGGCUCGACCUCCAGCUGCGGGGUCCCCGCCAUUCAACCUGUGCUCAGUGGCCUCUCCAGGAUCGUCAAUGGCGAGGUUGCCAUCCCUGGCUCCUGGCCCUGGCAGGUGUCUCUGCAGGACCACACGGGCUUCCACUACUGCGGGGGCUCCCUCAUCAGUGAAAACUGGGUAGUGACCGCUGCCCACUGCCCUGUCAAGUCCAUAGACAUGGUUGUGGCUGGCCUGUUCAACCAGCGCCUUCCUGAUGAGAAUAUCCAGACCCUCAGGAUCGCCCAGGUCUUCAAACACCCCAACUACAACAUGUUGACUGACCGCAACGAUAUCAAGUUGCUGAAACUGGCCAGGCCUGUCCGUUUCUCCGAGACCGUGUCCACUGUGUGCCUGCCCAGCGCUGACGACGACUUCCCCGCUGGCACCAUGUGCGCCACCACCGGCUGGGGCAAGACCAAGUACAAUGCCAGCAAGACCCCCAGCAAGCUGCAGCAGGCUGCCCUGCCCCUGCUGGCCAAUGAGGAGUGUAAGACCUUCUGGGACAGCAAGAUCACCGACGACAUGUUGUGUGCGGGCGCAAAUGGUGUCUCCUCCUGCAUGGGUGACUCUGGCGGCCCCCUGGUCUGCCAGAAGGACGGAGCCUGGACCCUGGCUGGCGUCGUGUCCUGGGGCAGCGGCUACUGCUCCACCUCCACUCCUGCUGUGUACGCCCGUGUCACCGAGUUCCUGCCUUGGAUUCAGGAGGUCAUGGCCUCCAACUAA